ACCCGCUGUCCUUGAACCGCGGUGGUGAGUCCCGCCUCUCAGGCUCCGUAUCUCCCGGAGGCAUCGCCUGUCUCUGGCUUGGUGUCUCUGGCUUGGUGCCUCUGGCAGAGCCGUGCAGACAACCAUCAAGACACCGGACCCCAGGUACGCCAGGAGGGACCCACGCAUCCUUGUUUAACUCGCCUGGGCGCAAGCCGUGAGUCCUAGAGGGGAUAAUGAUUAUUUGAAUUCUCGCUGAGGACUAGAGUGCAAUAAUCCAAGGAUUCGAGAGGCGAUUGCACAAGCAAAGCGCCUCUUGGCAUUGACGACAGCGCGACCAAAGUUAGAAGCCAACAUUUUGAGAAUCUCCGCCUUAGGGCAGCGCAGGAGGAUCCAGAUUAAAUCAACAAGCCCCGAAGUGUACAUGACUCCUACAGGCAAGAGAAGAACGAUUGUUUUUUAGUGAAACACAGGUUGCAAUAGCGUGAGUGAGGGUUUGUCUUGUCUUAGGGAGGCAGGAGAAAACACCCCUGGAGUAGCAGAAGAGACACGGGAAUUGCUGCGCCUCGCAGGGCACCCUCUGACUGGGGUACCCUUGCGAAGGGCAAGCCGACCCGCGCCAGCACAGGGUUGCGCGGUUCCCGCAUCCGCGCUCGACCUCAUGUGGUGCCUGGAGAAGCUCCGCUUUGGUCCGGAGCGCAGGAACGGGAUUCUUCCGGGUCGGGCGCACCAAGUCCCGGCCCUCACUACUGCCGCGUGCGCAAACGUGCUCACCCCGGAUCGCAUCCCCGAGUUCUGCAUCCCCCCACGACUCGCGUCCUGCACGGCCCUGACUGCACUUAGGGUUUCCUGGAGCGAAGCAGCAGAAAUAGAGGACAGCGCGGGGCACACGGACUGGGACCCGCGCUCGCAGGCAGCGCUCUCGCUGCCGCACCUGCCCCGCGCGCUCACGGUCUACGGCUUCUGCGCGCUGCUCGAGAGCCCGCACACCCGCCGCAAGGAGUCGCUCUUCCUCGGGGGCCCUGCCGCCGCCCGGCUGGUGGCCCGGGACGCGGCCCCGGCCUCCCGCAGCGCCGUGGUCCGGCGGAGCCGCCAGGCCGCCUUCGACCAGGACGUGUGCUUGGACGGACUGUCGGAGGAGCAGGUGCGCCGGCUGGCCGUGCGCGUCAAGGCCGAGCAGCGGGGUCGCGGUCUGGAGCGGGGCCGCCUGCUGGGCCAGGGCGAGCUGCUGCUGGGCCCCCUGCUGCCGCCCUGAGGGCUCCCGGGCCUCAGACCGUCCCCUCGGGGCGCCCUGGGCCCGCUGGGAACUCGGACAAAACGAAAGUAUAUUUAUCCUACUGACUCAGGCCUUUGAUAGGCCAAUAUUGGCACAUAUCUUGCUGGAUUAAUUAUCACAAUAAAGGAUGCGAUCUUUUGUGUAAAUGCCUCGAAAA
This is a messenger RNA of Suricata suricatta (meerkat), 1412 nucleotides long. It is a transcript of the gene C2CD4A, whose product is annotated as C2 calcium dependent domain containing 4A. NCBI's taxonomy places the organism in Eukaryota, Metazoa, Chordata, Mammalia, Carnivora, Herpestidae. The record is from RefSeq and is a predicted model, not a curated record. The transcript has 2 exons. The coding region runs from base 641 to 1234 and encodes 197 amino acids.